Molecule: messenger RNA, 2134 nt
Organism: Salvia hispanica
Lineage: Eukaryota; Viridiplantae; Streptophyta; Magnoliopsida; Lamiales; Lamiaceae
Cellular component (GO): cytoskeleton
Molecular function (GO): actin binding; structural constituent of cytoskeleton
Source: RefSeq, a predicted model, not a curated record
AUCGAUAUUUUCAAAGUCAACAAAACCAAAUGUUACAACUGCUUUCUUCUUCACAAAACUGUAAUUCAAUCACUAAACCUAGAAAAUUUGCAGAGAAUUCAACUGAGAAAUGCCGAGGCAGCGCUGGCGCAAGUCGUUUAAAUCCUUCAUCGAUCCCACUAGCAACGAUCAGCUCAAAGGAGUCAAAACAGAAAUUGAUGGAAAUGUGCAGAAAAUCUUCAAUUUUCUGAAUGACAAAGUUGGUGAUGAAAGGAAGGAGGAGGUGGCAGAUUUGAUUAAGGAUUUCCAGAAGCAGUACGACUCGCUCUACGCUCGUUAUGAUAAUCUGACUGGAGAGUUGAGGGAUAAGUUUCGUCGGAGAAAGAGGGGGAAAGACAGCUCCUCGCCGAGCUCGGAUUCGUCGGAUUCCGAUGAUUCGGCGGCGGGAACAAACGGCGAGAUUGAAGUCGAUGUGGAGGAGAACUCAUCCGCCGUGGAUGAGAAGGAAUCGUUGCAUCAGGAAUGUCAUAGCGCCGUAGAGAGGUUAAACGCCGAAAAUGCGCAGCUGCAAUUGAGGAAUUCUGAGAUGGAGAAAAUGUUGAAGGAGAAGGAGAGUGAGAUUUCCGAUGUGCGGAAGGUGUUUGAGGAAAGUGAGAGUGAGUCAUAUGCGCGGAUUGUGGCAUUGACUGCAGAUGUGAACGAUCUCCGGGAGCAAUUAGGGCAUCUGAGUGAUCAGAAAAGUGAAUCGGAUAGGGUUAUUGAGAAACAGCGUGAAGAAAUUUCGGAGAUCUUAGUUCAGAUGGAGAAAUUGAAAGAGGAAUUAUCUCUGGCUGAGAAUCGGAACACUGAAUUGGGGCAUAGGAUUGUGGAGCAUGAGAGAGAAAUGGAAGAACAGAGAGAUGAAGUCCUGAGGUUGAGAGAGGAAAACAAGCAAUUGGAAGUCCGGUUUAGGGAUUGCCAUGAGAAACUCAUCAAAUCAGAGAAGAAAACAGAGGAGAUCUCUGAUCAGUUCCGUGAAAGCAUGGCUGCGAAGAAUCAGGACAUCGAUCAGCUCGAAGAAACCAUAGAAGACCUAAAAUCCGAGCUAGAGAUCAAGGAGGAUGAGCUUAGUUCUCUGUUAGAGAAUAUGAGAGCCACCGAGGUUAAGCAGCGGCUGUCGGAUCAGAAGCUCCGGAUCACGGAGCAGGUGCUGAGCGAGCAGGAGGAGGCCCAGCAGAACAGAGUUGAGAAGUUGAUGGAAGAGCAGAAGUUGCUCGAAGAGAGGAUUGCUUCAUUAUCCGGGCUAGUUUCUAUCUACAACGAAGCUCGACUGAAUUUGUUUGCAGAAAUCUCUGAGAAGACGAAUGAGACCUUGAAUGGGAUUGACACAUUCUGUGUGAAGUUUGAGGAGGACUGCAGCCACUUGGAGUCGCGGGUUUUUGAAAUCGGGAAUGAGCUCAAAGCUGUGCUGAACUUGAUUAUUGGGAGCAAUGCUGAAAAGGAUGAGAUGAAGAAGGAGAUUGGGAGUUUAGUUCAGCAAGUGCAGGUGUUGACGGAGAGAGUUAAGGAGGUGGAGAUGAUACUGCUGAAUAACGAGGGGGAGAGGAAACGCCUAACUGAGAUGGCGAGGCAGCACGAGGAGAAGGCGAAGGAGAUGAAGACGAUGAUAGAAGAGAGGGACGAGAAGGUGGGAGAGUUGGAGAGGAAGAUGAAUGAGAAGGAUAGUGGUAUGUUGAGACUGAGUGAGGAGAAGAGAGAGGCCAUAAGACAGUUGUGCAUUUGGAUCGAUUUUCACCAUGGUCGGUACGAAGAUCUCAAAGACAUGAUCUUGAAGAAGAGGGGUGGAACAAGGCAGAUUGCUGCUUGAUAUUUGUUCCAAAGAAUGUUGGUGUGAUUUGUUUGUAAGUUUUCUUCUUUUUUAUCUGUUUCUGAUUUUCUGGUAAAUGCUUAUUUUCUGCAAAGAUUUGAUUGUUUGGAUGAUGCAUUGUGUUGUUUAUUACAAGUACAUGGUGUAUAGGAAAACAUUAUGGUACUACUUUUAGUUAGUUUGGUAAGUGCUUAGUGUUUCCUUAAUGCAGCAAUUGUUUGAUUGUGAAAUUGCUAGUGGAAUUUUGUGUAGCAAUAUAUUUCUGUCUUGGAUGCAACUUAUUGAGGAUGUUCUUUCUUUUCUUUUUCA